This is a messenger RNA of Maniola jurtina (meadow brown), 1159 nucleotides long. RefSeq lists its product as uncharacterized. Lineage: Eukaryota; Metazoa; Arthropoda; Insecta; Lepidoptera; Nymphalidae. The transcript is spliced from 2 exons. The coding region runs from base 1 to 825 and encodes 274 amino acids. The record is from RefSeq and is a predicted model, not a curated record.
AUGAGUACAGUCAGGAUUGUGUUUAUAUACACAACUGCCCUGCAUCUUGAGAUCACAAUGGUUGGAAUUUGGGUGUAUAUUUGUGUUUCUAUACUAACUGUAUCAUCUGCGGCCCCUGUUGCCGAAGAUGGGGAACAGGAGUCCGGGUUCAUGAAUACGGACAGCGGCAUAGACUAUCUGCGGGGGAAGAGAUUAAACAAUAAUGUGUACACUAUAACGCCUUGCGCAGCAGCCGCCGCCGCCAGCAUGCCAGUUGCGAGGUCACCAGAAAUGGAAUAUGCAAACUUUGUACCUCCAGAAGCAAGAUACUAUGCUCCCAGUGCAUACGAUUACGCUAAUUCAGGCUACGCAGGGAACAUGUACAGAGCAGAAGACCCAAGGGAGAUGUUGAGAUACUCAGACACCAAUUUUCUGGAACAAAUGCCGACAGCAAGAUUUACUUUAAGGUCGGCCCCAUCUGCCUACGCGCCUCUUAAUACACCAAACAUUGGACUCGUAAAUAGCCAAUACAAUGUGCAUACUGGAUCAUCGGCAUCAGCAGCGUAUGGAGUAUUCCCUAAUGCUAAUGUUGGGAACUGUAACGUGCCACUUCUUUUUAGUUGUACGCCCACGGUUGUGACAGGACAGAUGGUAAAGCCAGAAACACAAAUAUAUGGCAGUCCAACCACUUACUCCUCGAGCGCUGGCCCUCAUUCUAAUGGUUAUUCUAGUGGCGUGGACGGACAUUACGCUCAACGAAUCCAUGUCAAUCACGAACAAGCUAUGUAUGAAAACUCAGCUCCAGUUAAAGCUACCGCUGUUCAUUCAAAUGAAAAAGCCACGUAAAUUGUGUAAACUAGAAAUUCUCUGCGGAAAAGAUGAUUGAUUGUAGACUUUUAGAUUGUAGUUUGGAUUUUUUGUGUGGUACUAUAAAAUUCGUAGUUAGAGCUUGAUGUCAAGGCUUGCGAAUUUUAAUUCUAAAACAACAUUUUAUAAAUGUUUUAUUUUAGUUACAUAUACUACAUUACUUAGGUACUAUUUUUAUUUAAAACAUUGUAAUUACUAUGUGUUAUCGUAGGUAUUGUGAUGUUGGUAUUGUAUGUAAGAAUGAUUUACCUAAAAUGUUUUGUUUUAUUUAGUUUGUGUGCUAGGUUAUUAAUAAAGUAUUGACUAAUGAGAU